GAUCUAUAAAUAUCUGAUUUACACAAUGAAUGAAGAAUAUCUCUUGAAGUGAAAGGCUUGCCAUAUCCAUUAUCGAAUUCGAGAAGUAAGAUUUAGUAAAAGGCAUUAUUUAUUCAAUCAUUGGUUUAAAACCGAAUAAAAUCAAUAAAAGUGUAUGUGUAGGUGUGGAAUUAUGUGAUAAAAUAAGUGUCUUCAAGAAGAAUUUAACCAAUCAUAGCAUUUGAGCACUCUGGACAAUGGAUAUACUUUAUGAAAAAGAUGUACAUAUUAUAGAAUAUAUCCAAGCAAGGUUUAUGAAUUACAAGGAUGUAAUGAUCAGUAUUUCCAAUGUAUUCGAUCCUCGUUAUGCCUUUCUUCUGUAUGCUCCCAUCUUGUUCUCUCUGGACUUCAAAGCUGGAAGAAGGUUAAUGUGGGUGGUCAUCAUGAUGGAAUGGAGCAAUCAUCUUUUAAAGUGGUUACUACACGGAGAACGACCGUAUUGGUGGGUCCAUGAAACACAAAUUUAUAAUACAACUGGGAAAACAAUACCUUUUUUACACCAAUUUCCGAUUACCUGUGAAACUGGACCAGGAAGUCCGUCAGGUCAUUCUCAAAGUACAGCUUCCGUUUGGUAUGUCAUCAUACAGACAUUCUUGCAGAAAAACAACUUUAGUAGCAUAGAUAGAUACGGUUUAAUCUCAAAAACAUGUUGGUUUGUGUAUUUUCUUUUGUUAACUGCAAUCGGUACCUCCAGAAUAUUCAUUGCAGCUCACUUUCCCCACCAGUGCAUAUUUGGCAUAAUAUUAGGUUGGGCAGUAGCUGUGUCUCUGGAAAAUAUCAAUCAGGUCAAGUGCAACAUCCUUCAAUAUUCAACCAUAACAGCAGGGAUGAUGGCUAGCGCUGCAUUUGUUUACACAUUUCUGGAGACUAUAGGGACAGAUCCCAUGUGGACCAUAAACAAAGCCAUCAAAUGGUGCAUUGACGAAAACUAUAUCCACCUGGAUACUACACCCUUAUACUCCAUGAUGCGUUACUGCGGUUUCAUGUUAGGCAUGGGCUUUGGUUUCAAUAGCUCCUAUUUCGAAAAGAAUUAUCAAUUAGAAUACACCAUAAGGAAGAGACUACUGUGUGCUCUUCUCUCAGUAGCUAGCUGUUUACUAUCUGAAGAAAUAAUAUUCCAUAAAGACAGCCUCAUUUUGUACUAUUUUCAAGCAUUUUUACUCAAUAUGGUUCUAGCAUACAUAAUAGUAGCAGUGAUUCCAACUGUAACUAACGCUAUUUGGACCAUAAAGGAAAAGAAUGAGUAGAAAGCAGAAUUUAGAACCUGAUGAUAAAUAGCAAUACGAAAUAAAAAAUUAAAUUUUCGAAAAAAUCUGGUUUUAUAACUAAAUAGAGAUAUUCGGAUCUAAUUUCUGGUAUGUUUGAUAUGUUGAUCAUCAGUGGUGAAAGGAACAGGUAAAUUUUGCAAAACUUGCGGAAGUCUUCGAACAUUAAUAUUUUGUACGUUCAUUAUUCGAACAGAAGGAAUUUGUAAUCGAUAAAUUGUGAUUCAAUAUUUUUGUUAAAAUUUGGACUUGAGAAGACAAGCUAACAUGCCCAAUCCUCAUAUUUCAUUUAAAUCUAGCCAACAAUUAAAAAAUUAUGAAGGAUUU
This is a messenger RNA of Parasteatoda tepidariorum (common house spider), 1631 nucleotides long. Its product is annotated as glucose-6-phosphatase 2. Gene Ontology annotation, biological process: gluconeogenesis; glucose 6-phosphate metabolic process. The record is from RefSeq and is a predicted model, not a curated record. Gene Ontology annotation, molecular function: glucose-6-phosphatase activity. Gene Ontology annotation, cellular component: membrane. NCBI's taxonomy places the organism in Eukaryota, Metazoa, Arthropoda, Arachnida, Araneae, Theridiidae.